AUGUUCCAAACACUGUUGAGGGAUAUCCGAGUGGCUCGAGAUUUAGAUGAUCAAGAUGUAGGUUUAGUCAUCAUUAGACAUCGCGAUUUACAAACGCCAGCCGUCUUUAGCCUGCGUAAAUGGUCAGAGAUUACUGCCGCGAAAAUUUUGGAACUCUUACAAAAACUUUUAAACAGUAAUCAAUCUUUGAGACUGGACGAGUCGUUCGAAAUUUGCAUAGGCUCAAUUCGCUUUCCGCGCGGGGGACGCCGUGUAAAAUUUCUUAAUGCCGAUGAUGCCAUCGAUCAAAAACGGUCCAUCGUCCCCAUUAGAAACAACGAUGAAUUAUGUAUGGCCCGGGCAUUGGCCGUUUGUUUUUGCAAUAAGCAUCAAGUUACCGAUGAACAAUGGGUGGCUGUCGUAGAAAACAAUCCCCCCAAAAGAGGUUCUUUAUUAAAACUUGUUUUUGAUGAAAAGAAAUGCUCAAAAACUAUAUAUGCAGACAUACGAAAGAAUUCCUCCUAUCAGAAAUCUCUCGCCCUUUUGAUAUUGGAACGCUCCCAUAUAUAUCAUGCUGCCAACAGGGCCCUUUCCAUUCAAGACAUUCCAUGCAUUGAGCGCACAUUACAGGCACGGAUCGUCGUCAUUUCAACAGCAUCUGGUAACCAGAUCAUAUAUAAAGGUGCUGUUGGGCUUCCAGACGACAGUCCCACGUAUUUUCUUUUACACGUGAAGGACAGUCAUUUCGGUGCCAUCACGAACAUCAAAGGGUUUUAUUCCCGAAGAAACUUUUGUUAUUCGUGUUUGAAACCAUACGAACAUGCGGAAAAACACGUCUGUGCUUUUUCGUGUGCAGUGUGUGGUUCUAACGCAUGCUCGUUUGCAGGCGCUCGGGAAUGUGACGAUUGUCACAUGCUGUGUCGUUCCGAGGCCUGUUUCGUACGGCACAAAGAGACAAAGGAAGCAACACAACGUUUUCCUAAUCCUCAGUCCAUGUGUCAAAAAAUAUUUUGUUGUCCCGACUGUUCGAAAAUCAUGAAGGUUCGGGACCGGACCCCCGAGCAACACGUGUGCGGGGAGUGGUUGUGUCCCUGUUGUAAACGCUACAACGUGGGCACACACUUGUGUUACCAACGCAUACCCGCUCCCGCAAAGACAAACAGUCCAAGUUUGCCUUCUUUGAUUUUGAAACUCGUCAGGACAGCAUCAUGGAAUGUCAGAAAGGUUACACACCUUCCGAUACAGACUGUGACGUCUGUGUCAAGAAAGGCAUCACACCUUGUCCUCACAGAUCAAAGUGUACCCUGUGGGGAAUCGACGUGCGGCAAGCAAACCCACACUACUAAUUUCGUGGUGUGUCAAACGGCUUGUCACCUCUGUAUGGCUGAGGUGUUGGAAACAUCUUCCAAAUGUCCAGGGUGUGGCAGCCGCUGCUCUAAGUGUGAUAUGAGGGAAGACAAGGGAAACUUCAAGAGGCCCCCCUGUUCCGACACGUGCGGUCACAGAGAGGUAAUUUUUGAAGGGGACUCGACUGCCUACGAUUUUGGCAAGUGGCUCUUUUCCACGUCCCAUAAGGAUUUUGUCGUUCUCAGCCACAACAGCAAAGCCUUUGAUAAUUGUUUUUUGUUGGAGUACCUCAUUUCUCAAGGGAUCACUCCUAGUGACGUAUCCUUUGCCGGUUCAAAGAUAAUGAGCAUGACCGUGGGCAAGGGGUUGAACAUCAAACUGCUGGACAGUUUGAAUUUCAUGCUCAUGGCGUUGAGUGCCCUUCCAAAAGCCUUUGGACUGGCUGAGCUUGUCAAGGGUUACUUUCCUCACCAUUUCAACACCGUGGCUAAUCAACAUUAUCGGGGACCGUACCCAGAAGCUCAUUUCUAUGGGCCUGACACCAUGAGAACUGCAGCUCGCGAACAGUUCCUGGCAUGGCAUGCUCAGACGAUGAAGGAAGGAGCCAUCUUCGAUUUUAGGAAAGACAUGCUCAAGUACUGCAGAGCAGACGUCGAUAUUUUGCGUCAAGCCUGUUUAAAAUUCAGGAAACUGAUUUUAAAUGUGACAGGCCAAGAGCAAGAGACAGGCGUGGAUCCCUAUGACUACACCACUAUUGCAGGGGUGUGUAUGGGUAUCUUCAAGCGAAAAUUCCUAAAAGAGGAAUGGAAAGUUCGUCUUGGAGAUCCAUGUGACGAUGAGGAAGCCCCGUCAGAGGAGGGGGAUGUUUCAGAGUCCUCGAGUAAUGACAUUGUGGAAGAGAUGGAUUCAGAUGAUGGAUGGUUAUCUGCCAAAAAAAUGGGGGACGAAAUGCGGGUCUGCGUUGAUGGGCAGUGGUUACCAAAGGCUGACUAG
Messenger RNA from Gigantopelta aegis, 2319 nucleotides. RefSeq lists its product as uncharacterized. Lineage: Eukaryota; Metazoa; Mollusca; Gastropoda; Neomphalida; Peltospiridae. Gene Ontology annotation, biological process: DNA replication. The coding region runs from base 1 to 2319 and encodes 772 amino acids. The transcript has a single exon. Gene Ontology annotation, molecular function: nucleotide binding; DNA-directed DNA polymerase activity; DNA binding. The record is from RefSeq and is a predicted model, not a curated record.